UCAAGAUUCACGGCGGCCGCCUCCAUCGCAGCGCAGUCAGUGACUAUUUACACCCAAUGUCUCUUCACAGCACCCGGUGAUCAACGCGUCUACCACUCGUCACUGAUGCGCAGGUUCUCUACUUAAACCGAUCCCUUUAUCCUAGUCCGCGAAAUGUCUUAGGUUGCCGGAAGCCAAACUUCUACCAGACGCGCAACCACGUCUUCUCACUAGCAACCAUGGCGCCGGCGCCACGGACAAUUAUCGAAGAUGAGGAGGAGUUUCUUAAUGAUGUGGCAGAGUUCCACAAACGGCGGGGGACCACCUUCGACCGUGAGGGCAAAGUUAGCGGACGUCCCAUCUCCCUGCACAAAUUGUACAAACUGGUGAUGGAAAGAGGCGGCUAUGAUCCACUGUCCGCUGAACGUAUGGCCUGGAGAACGAUUGUCCGUGAAUUUGGCUUUGGCAAAACUCACGAGGCGGUUAUGACAUUUCAACUAAAAACCGUUUAUUACAAGAACCUUGCUGCGUAUGAAAUUGCGACCUAUUGGGGCGAGGAGCCACCUCCAAAAGAGAUUCUCGAGGAUCUUAGUGCAAAGGGAGGCAACCUUCGAACACGAACCCUUGAGAACUACCCUGUACCCAGCUCUCAGGCCGCUGAGGCCGCAAUGGCCGAUGGAGGAGAGACUGCAGAUGAAGAGCACGCAACGCCCAAGCGGCAGAAGACCGAGGUCGAGGAGCCGGAAAGCGCAAGCCGUAAUGCAGCACGACAACUAAGGCAAGACCCGAAGCGCACCCAAAUAUUUCAGCCAGACAUUCAACCGCAACGCUCUCGAUCUGUCCGUGCGACAGACUCUCCCGCCGCGCAAUCUGCACCACCACCGACCUACUCCAACAAUUCGAACGAUCCUCAUAAUCCAGCCUUUGACUGGUUUGAUAAAUACGAGCCACGCCCCGGAGUUGCGUUGACUCUUCGUCAAGCUCGGACCCCGGCCAACGAUCCUCUUUACUACGCUCAAAAGGCUCAAGCACAAGCAGCUGUCAAGAACCGGGCGUCAGUGGAUCUUCAGAAAUACUUCAGAUCUCUAUUACCGACCGCCAUGGCGGGGCCAGACAUUUACAUGCGGUGUCUCAAUGGCUUGCGAUCCGGCAUCCCUGAACAGCAGCAGUUUGCUCUGCAUCACAUGGUUAAAAUGUCAUUUGAGCGGGGUGACAAAUACAAAUGCGAAACAUUUCCAGGUCUCGCCGAGGGUCUGAUCGAAAAGGCCUUGGAGAUUACGGUGCUGGCAUUCGGUGUAGAAUGGCAGAUUACCUACGACGAAGACAAAGAAGAUUCGCCUAUGAAUGUCCUGAAUGGGGCUCUUGGGACCUCUGACUUACUGCGCCGCAUCGAAACCCUGAUGCCCAAGGUGGAUUCCACAGAAGUCAUGGAUAAGGAGUCUGCUGAGAAGCUGGAGAGGCUAAAUGAGGCUGUCUGGGUGCUGCGUAACUUGGCUAUGCUUGAUGAUAACGCCAUCUUUCUAUCCAAGCUGCCUUUGCUCAAGGACUUCCUUGUUGUCGCGCUGUCUAUCCCGGACCAACCGCAAUUCUCAGAAUUCAGACGGACAACCCUGGAAAUAUCCGAGCAAGUCACCAGAUAUUGGCCAUUAAGACCAGGCGAUCCUUUGUAUCUCACACUUCUUCAACACCUCAACUCCUUUGACCGCGCGGUGCUUCUGUCUGCGAUACGAUCAAUCAACAGAUUCGGGAUUGCGACAGCCGAACCUCAGGAGCUGACGCAAGUGCCCAUGGCUGUCUUUGAGAGAAUGCUGUCGAUCAUCUUCGGAGGUGGAGAUGACGAGCUCUUGGAGAAUGCGAUGACAUUCAUCUAUGCCUACACAGCAUUGCCUGAAAACAACCGACAGUUGCUGUCAAGUGACAUCCACUACUUCUCACGCCUAAUUCCUCACUUAGUUGAGCUUGUCACACAUGCUGCAGAGUCCAUGGUGUUAACCUACCCAGCUCCCGCGGAAGCCCGCAAGGACGCGAAACGGGUAGUGGAGGUGAUUCCUAUCCCCGUCAUCCCUCCUGAGCUACACGCCCAUCUUCUUCAGUUUAUUGAACCUGAACGCUCGUCUAGAUGGCUGCGUUGCUGCUUUGAGGAGUCACCCGGCGAUGAUGUCACACAAAUCGCUAUCUGGCAGGCAUACUCCUCACGAUUCCAUCAGAACAAUCCAGUGCAAGCCGCAGAAUUCAUUAAGAACGUCUCGAGCACCUUUUCGAGCGCCCAAGCCCAGGUCAUCAACGGUCCUACCCCACGCUUCAUCAUCAGAGGUAUCAAGCCACGCAGAGUCCUGCUCGAUUUACAUGGCCGUCCCAUGUUUCAGUGCUUGUGGCAGGUUCAACACACGGAUCCGAAUUCUGGUGCGGCUACCCAACAGCUUUGCAGCUCCUGGCACUCAACUCGCGACAGACUCUGGACACAUAUAGUGGCAGACCAUCUAAGACUUCCAAAAGAUCCCAAAGGAGGUUUCAUCCACUCGAGUACAGGGGCGCCUAGUUCGUCCAACUUUAUGUGUCGUUGGGCCAAAUGCAGCAGACGAAGUCCCAUGAAGGACAGUCUUGAAUUCAGCUCCCAUAUUCGGACCCAUAUCCCUGAUACUCCUGAAGAAAUGGCUAAGCUGAUCAACGCUCAUGAUGAUGACGUGAAUCCUCCGGAGAAUCCCUCCCCAAUCGAGCAUCAGAUGGUCAAGACGACUCUGGACGAGACCGGCCGUCCUGCAGGUGUUCCUAUGCUCAGUGUUUUCAUCAUGCGCAAUUUGGCACGUUUUGCUAACCGACAUGGUGAGGCCUUUGAGAAGGAUGGCGUCCGGCUCAACCGCAUCUUAUUCGGUAGUCAGAGAUACGCGCUGUUCUCGUUGAUCAGCAAGCAUCGGACCUUGAGAGAUUAUCUUGCGGACCUUGUCCAUAUGAUCGAUCAUGCCGAUCAACAAGAAGAGCAACAUGGUGCAGAUGGAGGCUAUGAAGACGGAGAUGUCAUCGCAAAAUCAGGAUGAGCCUGUUUUUGGCGAGGUUCUCCACAUUUUCUCUCGACAUGGAGUUGCUGGAUUACUAGAUUGGCAGCAAAACGGCGUGGCUGUGUUAGUCGGGAUGGCUCGUUAGGGGAACAGCCACCAGGCAUGGGUGAUUCACGAAUGUACGGUUAACGGCGAAUUUUUCGGGUUUGCUGAAUUUCAAGUUGGCGGAGAGCCCAACUAUGGCGCAAACAAGGUGCCAGGAGCCAGGUGCAAAUGCACGGCUUAUGUGAGAUUUGAUUUGCUUUAAAUGAAAAAGCAUGAUUUGCAGCUUUAGCAUGGUGUUUUGCAAUGAUCCAUGAUACCUGGCAAUCAGCUAGACGUGGCGCCGGUCGACCAUGAGCGUCAGGUUGAGCUCGUGCAUCGUAGGGGGCAAGGCUGUCUACCCCUUUCUAAACCUCGUUCCCAUUUCCAAUCACAUAUCUGGG
Messenger RNA from Exophiala dermatitidis NIH/UT8656, 3460 nucleotides. RefSeq lists its product as uncharacterized. NCBI's taxonomy places the organism in Eukaryota, Fungi, Ascomycota, Eurotiomycetes, Chaetothyriales, Herpotrichiellaceae. Gene Ontology annotation, molecular function: DNA binding. Gene Ontology annotation, biological process: regulation of DNA-templated transcription. The transcript is spliced from 4 exons. The record is from RefSeq and is a predicted model, not a curated record. The coding region runs from base 219 to 3014 and encodes 931 amino acids.